Olea europaea var. sylvestris is the source of this 792-nucleotide messenger RNA. RefSeq lists its product as uncharacterized. The record is from RefSeq and is a predicted model, not a curated record. Gene Ontology annotation, cellular component: nucleus. Gene Ontology annotation, molecular function: transcription cis-regulatory region binding. The coding region runs from base 1 to 792 and encodes 263 amino acids. The transcript is spliced from 6 exons. Lineage: Eukaryota; Viridiplantae; Streptophyta; Magnoliopsida; Lamiales; Oleaceae. Gene Ontology annotation, biological process: regulation of DNA-templated transcription; abaxial cell fate specification.
AUGGAUUCUCAUUCCCUCUAUCGAGAUGAAUUUUCCGUUAGGGUUUCGCGGUGGCCGAUGGAGAACAUGGCGGUUCGACCGGUCGGUGUUCGACCUUAUAAUAGGUCAAAAAUGCCUCGAUUGAGAUGGACACAGGAUCUUCACCAACGCUUCGUCCACGCCGUUGAGCGACUGGGUGGAGAAUACAGAGCAACUCCGAAAAUGGUGCUGGAGUUGAUGAAUGUGAAGGGAUUAACUAUAACUCACGUAAAGAGUCACCUUCAGAUGUACAGGAGCACCAAGCAUGAGCAGAUGUUACAAGAAGCAGAAGCAGAAGCGAAAGCAGAAGCAGAAGCCGGGAAUUCCAAGCAAACAAACCAUCAGCAACAUUACUGUCAUGGAUUCACCGGUAACAACAUGAUCUACAGUGAAUAUUAUGGGACUUGUUACGAUUUGGAGAUUGCCCCAAGAGCCACCACCAAACCAACAAUAUGGCAAGCGCUCCAACAAAAAUCAGAUGAAAGGAACGGUUUUCGUCCAUUAUCAUACUCCAAUGUAACAACACAAGAAUAUGAACAUGGAUUCAAUGAUUCGACGUCUAUCAUGUUCAAGGACUUUUUGAGCAGCUUCGAUUCUCAAGGUGGUGAGGAGAAACAAAUAUUGGCAGCAGUGCAGGAUGAGAACAGUUUAAAGUGGCUUCCAAAUUCCUUGGCAGUAGAAUCUGAGGGUACUUUGCCUUUGAAAUUAGCUUUAGAAUCAACAGUCUCCAUAGAUGGAGCCAAUGAUGUUUCCCUUGAGCUAACUCUUGCUUAA